Thrips palmi is the source of this 1897-nucleotide messenger RNA. It is a transcript of the gene HemK1, whose product is annotated as MTRF1L release factor glutamine methyltransferase. The transcript has 5 exons. Lineage: Eukaryota; Metazoa; Arthropoda; Insecta; Thysanoptera; Thripidae. Gene Ontology annotation, biological process: protein methylation. Gene Ontology annotation, cellular component: mitochondrion. The record is from RefSeq and is a predicted model, not a curated record. The coding region runs from base 106 to 1209 and encodes 367 amino acids. Gene Ontology annotation, molecular function: protein methyltransferase activity; nucleic acid binding.
AGUUGGUAGGUCCGAAGGAGUGAGUGAUUUUUGUAAACAAAAACAAGUACUUGCCGAUUUUCUGCUUCACGGGCUUUGCCAAAUUUAAUUUUCCCCAUUUUAACGAUGGCGUUCAAUAUUAGGGCUUUGGCACGCCCAUGUCUGGGACUUAUGGAGCUCUCCAUGGCUCCACGAACUCAGAUCAUGAGGUCCUUGGACUUGCCUAAAGAUUACGUGAAUUUGCGUUUGCGUGCCUCUUUGUCGUCGUCAGCUCGAUCGGGCGUACCCGGAAUCAAUAGCAACGUCAACACGAUUGCCUCCGUGUUGGAAAAAUGGGAGAGCAAAUUCACGGACGAGGGUAUUUCGGAGCCCAAGGACUCAAUCCGCAACAUCGUCCUGCACGUCAUGGGCGGACAGUCGUUUUCUGAACUAGAUCGCCAUGCUCAAGUUGAAAUGACCCAAGAAGAAUUACAAGAAACCGAUCGGCUCUGUGAAUGUAGGCUCGCAAGAAUGCCAGUUCAAUACAUAAUUGGUGAAUGGGAAUUCCGAGACAUGCGGUUGAAAAUGAUCCCGCCUGUUUUCAUCCCCAGGCCUGAGACAGAAGAACUGGUUUCUUUAGGGCUCUCUUGCUUGCCUCAUGGUAAUGAGUGUGACAAUUGCAGUAUCAGUGCAGACUGCCAUGUCAAUGUGUUGGAAGUUGGCUCUGGCUGUGGAGCUGUAAGUCUGGGUUUGAUGAAGGGGCACCCCAAAGUUUAUUGCACUGCUGUAGAUCAAAGUACCACGGCGUGCAAGCUUACCCAAGAAAAUGCAAUUGCUCAUGGAUUUGCUAAGCGGGUCAAUGUGAUUCAUGCAAAACUGGCUGAGGAUGGAACUUUUAAUAGACCACUUGGGCAUGACACAUUUGAUCUUAUUAUAAGCAAUCCACCUUAUGUCCCAAGCAAAGACAUGCUUGUGCUUCAACCUGAAAUCAAACUCUAUGAAGAUUUGCGAGCUCUGGAUGGAGGUGUGGAUGGCUUGCGCUUAAUCAAACCAUUGAUACAAGUAGCUGGAAAGCUCUUGAGGCACAAAGCUAAAUUGUUGAUGGAAGUGGAUCCGUCUCAUCCAGAGGCUAUUCAGAAAUGGAUUAGUGAAGAAGCACAGGCUCAUCUUUGCCUCAGAUAUGAGGCUACUCACCAAGAUUUCUCUCAUAAAGCUCGUUAUGUUCAGUUGGUAAAGGUGAAGAAAGCUUAAACUAUGUGUUUUACCUGAAAUUUCUUUUUGAAAAAAAAAAAUUGUUGAAUGUUUUUUAAAAUAGUCCUGCUGUAAAAUAAACAAAUAAUCUUGGUAACAAUUAGAAUUCCAUGUAUGGGAUGUAAACGCAAAUAUCUAAAACUAUGUGAUUUGAUAGACUGCAUCAUGCCAUAUACCCCAUUAUGUACUUUCACAUGUAGUUCUCUAUCAUCUUAAGUGUCUGCUCUUGCAUUAGUAAUGCUUAUUCUGUAGAUGUGAUCAACUUCUUUGUAUGCUUUACCAAAGCUGAUGGGUUAUAUUAUGUGAUAGUAAGUUUGUGUGUCUAUAUUCCUGCUGGCUCAGGUUUAAAACCGUGGAAUAAUUUUAGUAUGACAAGAUAAUUUUGUGAUUGACAGUAUUUUGUUUGAAUCUUAGGUACCUUUCCUCAAGCUUGCUCAAAUUUUUGUGUUGGUGGUUGUUGGUAGUUUGCUGUGGCCUUACAUGUUUAAUUUGAAAUCAAAGCUUGUAGAGGUUUUGAGUAUUAGCACUGUUCUCCCUUUAUCUGAUACAUCAGAUGCAUCUUAUCAUAUCUUGUCAUUGUGUCUUUGUGAUAGUGUCAAUAAUUUUCCUACACUGUGUGAUUUUUUUUUCAGCUUAUUUCAACUGAUAUUUGUAAUUUUCCACGAAUACAGUUCAUGUAAUUUGUAAA